AUGUUGAAACAGUCGACGACCGAACGCACGAUGCUGAAGAUCUUGAUGCCUUGGUUUUUUUCUCCAAAGGUACUGAACGUCCUUCUCUACGGUCUGGCGGUCGCCGCGUCGGAACCGGAAACGACGACUCCGGUCGCGGACGACCAGAAGCAGCGAAAAAGAGGAAUCCUCCAGGAUGGGUGGGUGGGAAUACCGAGCCCGACUUACGGAAACGGUCAUCCGUGGGCCGGUCAGCAAUCUCCUUGGAAGCCCAUCAAAGUCAUCCACCCCAUAUCGAUCCAGAGUCACAAAAUCGGAGGGUGGUCCGGAAACGAACUCGAAAUUUACAAGCCUCAGAUAUCGCUGGAACACGGUCUCCAUCAUCACAAGCAAAUCGUAAAAACGGUCCCGGUUUACAUAACUAAACACGUUGUGGUUGAAAAGCAAGUUCCGAUACCCCAGCCGGUCUUGGUAAAGGAAAAGGUUCCGGUUUACGUGGACAAGCCUUACAGAGUGCACGUAGAAGUUCCGGUUCCGGUGGAGAAAAUUAUUCACAAACCGAUUCCGGUAGCCGUUCCGGUACCGCAGGUCCUUCCGAUCCCGGUACCUUUUCCCGUCCAUCCCCAUUUCCAUCAUCACCCUCACCACGACUUCCACGGGGACUUUUAUCCCCCAUCGCCCUUCGGGUAUCCGGAUCACGGUUUCGGAUUCGGUCACGGACACGGAUUUGGCCAUGGCCACGGAUUCGGUCACGACCACCACCACCAUCACGAUCACUACGGUCAUCAUCACGGCCCACAAAAUUACGGACGAUCAAACUCCGAUCAGAAACACAAAAGUAGCAACGAUUGAAUUGAAAUAUAACUUUACUGUAAUUGAAUUACCAACAAUCUAUGUGAAUUGUUUUCAGAGCACUUCGCCUCGCGUUAUGUAUUAAUU
Messenger RNA from Athalia rosae (coleseed sawfly), 918 nucleotides. RefSeq lists its product as uncharacterized. The coding region runs from base 1 to 831 and encodes 276 amino acids. The record is from RefSeq and is a predicted model, not a curated record. The transcript is spliced from 4 exons. Lineage: Eukaryota; Metazoa; Arthropoda; Insecta; Hymenoptera; Athaliidae.